Fusarium keratoplasticum is the source of this 1344-nucleotide messenger RNA. RefSeq lists its product as uncharacterized. The transcript has 2 exons. Bases 1 to 1344 code for a protein of 447 amino acids. NCBI's taxonomy places the organism in Eukaryota, Fungi, Ascomycota, Sordariomycetes, Hypocreales, Nectriaceae. The record is from RefSeq and is a predicted model, not a curated record.
AUGGCCACUGAAGCUGGCGGGCCGGCCCCCGCGCCGCAGGUGACGGACAAGAAGGACAAGAAGGAGCAGGCCAAGGGCCAAGGCAAGGACCAGCAGCCAGCCGCCCCCGGCGAGAAGAAGCUCACCAACGCCGAGCUCAAGAAGAAGGCCAAGGAGGAAAAGGCCGCCAGGAGGGCCCAGGCCAAGGCCUCGCAGGCUCCCCAAGGUCCCCCUCAGGGCGGACAUUCUCAGGCGGGCUCCUCUGAGGGCAAGGGCAGCAAAGGGAAGCCCAAGCAGGAUGGGCAGCAUGGCGGCAGUGGUGCUAAGCUCCCUCUGCGACCGGCCACGACGACGGCCGUGGUCAAGGAUACGAAGCCCACGAUACCAGACUGCUUCAGCCAUCUGUCUAUGGCACGACGGAUAGACAUGACGCACGCUGACAAGGACGUCAACCCCGCGGUGCUGGUUCUCGGAGAGCACAUGAGUGCCUUUGCCAUCAGUGAUAGCAUCACUCGACUCGAGGCGACUCUACUAGCCUUCCAGAAGGUCAUCGAGUCUUACACAACCCCCCACGGCUCAACCUUUUCGCGCCACUUCACCUCGCACGUCCUCAACCCCCAGAUCGAAUACCUCACAGCAUGCCGCCCCAUGUGCUUCUCCAUGGGCAACGCCAUCCGAUGGCUCAAGCUCCAGAUCAGCAAGGUCGACAUUGACCUGCCCGACCUGGAUGCCAAGAAGCUCCUCUGCGAGUCCAUCGACAACUUCAUCCGCGAGCGCAUCGCCCUCGCCGACUAUGUCAUCGUCAAGACCGCCGCCGAUAUGAUCGCCGACGGAGACGUCAUUCUCACCUACGCUCACCACAACCUCGUUGAGCGCACCCUGCUUCGGGCCCGUCUCACUGGAAAGAAGGACUUCCGUGUCAUUCUUGUUGACGACCCCUACGAGCGUGUCGGUAUUCACCUCGCAAAGAGGCUCGCAGCAGCUGGUAUCCAGGUCGCCUACUCCUCCGACCUCGGCGCCCUACGCACUCACCUCUCUGAGGCCACUCAGGUCCUCCUGGCCGCCGAGGCCAUCUUCAGCAACGGUGCCAUGUAUGCCCGCGCAGGUUCUGCCGACAUUGCAACCGCCGCAACAGAUCUAGGCGUCCGCGUCGUCGCCCUAUGCGAGACCAUCAACUUCACCGAGCGAGUCUCAAUCGACUCACUCACCUACAACGAGAUCGACCCUGAGCGGUGCACCGACGUGGGCUUCCGCCUGCUGUUCGACACCACCCGGGACAAGUACAUCUCGGUGGUGGUGACGGAGCUGGGCAAUUCAUCGGCGACUUCUGUGCCGGCCAUUCUAAGAAAACUAGAGGAGCUGUAG